CAUCUGGGACUCUCUGCGGAACCAGCAGCAGCAGGAGGGAGGGAGGGGUGAAAGAGUGAAGAGAGAGUCGAUGGUGUGAUGCGAUGCUGCGCUUCGCUUGGUUCGCUUCACGCACAAGACGCGAGUCGGGACGGAGGAGGAGGAGGCAGUGACUGAGUGAGUGAGUGAGUGACUGGGCUCGCGAGAACAAUAACUGACCAGAAUGAUCGCAGCGAGCGGACAACUGGCCGGCCGAGGCUUUGACCUGCGUGAGUUGCAUGGCCGUUAAAAGCCUCGUCGUCCUGCGAAGCGCUCGCGUGAAGGGAAAUUACCGUUCCGCGCUCGCCAUGUUACCGGAGCCUCGCGCGCUCCAUCUCUUCGUCGUCGUCGUCGCCGCUGCAGCAUCAGCAUCCGCAUCGAGCACCACCACGAGCACGAGCACGAGCCCCUGCCCCAUUCCCAGCCCCUGCCCCGCUCCGCAUUUCCUCGCCGACGCUCGCUCGCUGCUCCUCUGCCUCUCCCUCGGGCCAAUCUUUGCCUCCCCCUCUGCCGUCGCCCGUCCGCUGCUAUUUCUCGCCUCCGCCUCGUAACUUCUCGUCUCGUGUCGUCCCCUCGCCCUCCUCCGCGCAGCCGCAGGAGCAGCGGCAGCCAGUCGCAGCGUGCGGCGUCUCGCGCUCGUCCUCCGCCUUGUCUUCCUCGUCCAUCGUCCUGCAUUCUGGGGCCAUCCGAGGUCUUGCUGCUGUGCCUGCCUCUGCUCGCCGGACAGCCGCCUUUCGUUCGCGGGUUCUCGUUGGGCUGUGCGCGAGAGGGUGGUCCGCCUCUUCGGACGGUCGUUGCUGCUGGCACAUGCGGCUGUUUUCUCACAGUGGUUCGUAGCUUGUGGCCUUGCCGGCCGAGGUCUCUGGCGCUGGUUGUGGUUCUGGCGGGCGGGUUUUGUUGCGUCGAUAUGGUGUGGUGGUAAAUUGUGGUGGUGUGGAGAGGCCCGAGGAAGGGUUGGGGAAGGAGGGAGUGGAUGAGUGAGUGAGUGAGUGAGCGAGCGAGCGAACGGGGGAAUGAAUGAGUGAAUGACUGAUUGGCAGGAGGCAGGGCGCAGGAUGUGUCUUGACGAGUUUGUGGAGAAAUGAGUGUGAAUGGAGAGCAUUGAAACUGAAUUGUGUGGCAGUUGGGCGCAGCAGGGGAGGGAUUGCUUCUGGAUAUGAGGGAUUUGGGUUUGUGAAUGCGCUCAAGUGGAGGUUGUGAGGAUGCAAUGGCGUGGGUAGGAAGGCGGUUCUAAGGAAAGCAGAGCUGCCGUAGCAGGACAGUGAAGGGUGGGGAGCAGGCACUGUGCAGUGGGAGGGAGUGGGCCGUGGGCGAGUUUCCUUAAUGGAAAGGACGGCCAUCCGAGCAGGCGUCGGUGAUUUUUUAAGUUCUGAGGUUCGGUGAGGCGGUGGUGAAGCUCCUCAGGAUCUACGAAUGCAGGCGGUGCAGCACAGGCGUGCACCUUCAGCACGCCGUGGAAAUGGUGCGGCGCCACGGUUGGCAGCUUCCGGCUCACACCUUCCAGGUGGUGGCUAUCACAGUCUUUUUCCUCUUGGCAGUAGCCUUCUACGUCUUUCUGGCCCCUUUUUUGUGGUUCCACGCACUCGAAUAUGCCGUACUGGUGCUCUAUUCCCCCCUGGCCUUCGGGGUGUUCCUCCUAUACGUCCGCUCCUCUGCGAUCGACCCAGCUGAUCCCGGGGUAUUUGGCAGUCAACCUCUGUCCAAACAUACUAGAAAGGGAUCCUUUUCGGAAGCCUCUCUUGGGAUGACCCCGUCAGAUACAAUCCGUCCUUUGUCUCCAGGAUUAUCAACACCAUCACGAAGCUCCUCGGUCAUGCCAUCUGAUAGUCACUUUGAUCGCAAAACGCCAUAUGGUGAUCAGCCGAGAAUUGGAUGGCGAAAAAAGAGAAAUCCUUUUUCAUUUACAGCUAUUUGUUGUUUAUUCUGCGGUUGGGUCGUAAAAGACGAUAGCUGUAAGGACGACUUCAAGCUACAACAACCCGUGGCAGAGGAGGACGUUCUAUUUUGCACGUUGUGCAACGCAGAGGUUCGCAAAUUCAGCAAGCACUGUCGAAGCUGCGAUAAGUGUGUUGACGGCUUUGAUCACCAUUGCAGAUGGCUGAAUAAUUGCGUUGGAAGGAAAAAUUAUAAUACAUUUGUAGCCCUUAUGGCGACAAGCCUUACGCUGCUGGUGCUCGAGUGGGGAGUCGGAAUCGCCGUUUUAGUGCGAUGUUUCGUUGAUAAGAGAGGCAUAGAACAUCAAAUCAUCGAUAAACUUGGCAACGGCUUUUCUCGAGCACCCUUCGCCACAGUAGUGGCCAUCUGUACACUGGUUUCGCUCCUUGCCUCCAUACCCUUGGGAGAACUCUUUUUCUUCCACCUGAUCUUGAUCAGAAAGGGAAUAACAACUUAUGAGUAUGUAGUCGCGAUGAGAGCACAAAACGAGCCGCAAGGCUUGUCUAUUGAUGGAGAACCCCAUAGCAUCCCAACUUCUCCUUCGAGUUCGACUGCUACCGGGUUAAGUGGUUCCAGUUCACUGGGACUUCAAUACAGUCGGGGUGCCUGGUGUACACCCCCGAGAGUGUUUGUUGAGCACCAAGACGAAGUCGUCCCUCAUUUGGGGCCAGGGAGAGUGCCAUCGACUAUUGACCCGGACGCUGGAAGUGCGCUUACUAGACAUGACAACAGGCACAAGAAAGGCGCGGUGAGAAUCAGCGCGUGGAAGCUGGCAAAGCUUAACGCAGAUGACGCAACACGAGCUGCCGCUAAGGCUCGGGAAAAUUCUUCGAUCUUACGUCAACUAGGUCCCCGGGACUAUGGAAUUGUGGAAGGGGAAUACACUUCGAGCAGUAACAUGAGUAGCAGAAGCAGCAUGAGUGCUGACUAUCUGAACAGUAAACGGAGGAUCAGGGAUGAUUCGUCUUUGGGAUCUGUAAAAGUUGACCUCCCUGCCAUUCGCACCACCCGGGAUGAUUCUAGUGUUCAUUAUGAACCCACCGACUUAGGACAUCGCAGUAGAAGCAGCGGCAGUAGUCCUAGUCACACUCUUACCGAUUCUACUACCUUGAGCCCUCUUCCUGCAGAGCGCAGGUUUGGACCUUCUUCGUCCACCUCCGGGAUGCGGAUGUCUGGGCCUAAUACCAGAAAUCCAGAAGAAGUAGGCGCACCGGUUAUCAUGGUGGGCGCUUCGCACAUCAGAACGCAUUUGCCUGCCCACCAUGCAUCAGCAUUGUCUCAUUCCUCCGCAGACUUCUCACGAGCAUGGAGUGGACCAGCAGCUUCCAGUGAUGGUUAUGAAGCUUCUAGUGGCGAGAGUGCAGACGAUGCAGCUCUCCCUCGCAUCAAUCAGUAUCCAUCGAGAGGAAGAGUCCUCCCAGAUCACGUUACUUUAUCCGUGAAGGAAGGAAAGCAAGCUGCAUUGUACUGGGACAGGUCUUCAGGAAGAUACAAUCCUCCUAAAGCACGCGGCAGAGGCGAUGGAGGCGACCACACCGGAACGAGUAGUACCUCAGUGUACACCCAAAAUAGCAGACGUGCUUGGCCUGAGCCCUCCGCAACACCCUCUUCUCUUUCCGAUGAUCCAGUAUCCUCUGAGUACGCUGCUGGAAGAUAUUCACCGUCGCAACGAUUUUCUCCUUCCCAGACAAGCACUUCGACACACGAUGUGUCUCCUAGUCUGCCCAGCUCGUCUCUUAUACCCGAUAACCUUGUAUACAGUGGAACAUCCAUCUUCUACGGGGGUCCCAUUGCAGAACCACCGGUCAUUGUCAAGGAGCCGCAGCAGCAUAGUCACAGCCUUCCACCCAAACCUCCUUCUGAUACCAAAAAUCUUCCGAAAUCGUCCGUGACACCUGAAGCCAGGGUCCCUCGAUCAACAAUAAGAUCCCAGUCGCCUAUCUUCGCACCACGUGCCAUGCUUUCCUUCUCCCCUCUAGGUCCAGGUGCUUCAUCUUAGCUCAGUUCUGUACGAUACUACUGCUCAAGGUGUGUGGGCGCAUUGCCUCUGGACUGAAGUUGACAGUCAGUCAGCCUUGGGAACUUACAACGGCUUUGAUGGAUUUAUGUACGAGGGACAAGCCACGCAUAGCCGCCUCCAGCGUCCAAACCUUUACUUUUUGUCUAUGGAAGCAUAUAUUUUCAGCGAGUAGGAAAGAGCUAAACGGCCAAUCGAAGGAGUGGCUGCGUCAUUGGGGUUAUUCCUUUCGGCACAUCACAUUAUCUGGAGGCAGAGUAUGGAAUGCAACGAUGAGAGGGAACAAGUUGAUCCAGGAGGAGCCUAAGCGUUGCAGUUGACUGAUUACUGUUCUUGAGUCCAUUGUCGCGGCCCCCGCAGCCGAGAGGUGGACAGUUUAACAGUGAGAAUACUGUGACGAUAAUCAGCGAUUCUGGCACAUCGGAGUGGAACCUACAGCGGAGAUUCCUCACAAAUGGUUGCCUUGACCCGAGCGGAAACACCUACUAAGAGAGGCCGCCAGCCAUCAUGCACGAGAAUAUGUAGAUCCUGAGAUCUUGUGAGAGUCUCGUUCUUAAGUUUCCACUCCGUCACGAUCCUAAAACCGUGUCUUAUCGAGUCAACUGCAGCAGCUUCAGGUGACAAGUGAGAAUGAAGCUCCCUGAAUUGCUUUCUCAUCCCAUUAAUUCGUUUUUACGAGGAAACAUUUGUGGCGUAAAUCAACGCCCUCCAAAAUUUUACAGAAAUCAACAUUUGGCAAUAAAACUACAAUCGCCUCUCCGUCAAACC
Messenger RNA from Marchantia polymorpha subsp. ruderalis, 4738 nucleotides. Lineage: Eukaryota; Viridiplantae; Streptophyta; Marchantiopsida; Marchantiales; Marchantiaceae. The record is from the annotation of a GenBank genome assembly.